Messenger RNA from Pseudoliparis swirei, 2154 nucleotides. RefSeq names its product CTD nuclear envelope phosphatase 1A. NCBI's taxonomy places the organism in Eukaryota, Metazoa, Chordata, Actinopteri, Perciformes, Liparidae. Bases 165 to 902 code for a protein of 245 amino acids. The transcript has 8 exons. Gene Ontology annotation, molecular function: protein serine/threonine phosphatase activity. The record is from RefSeq and is a predicted model, not a curated record.
GGGGUUUGACUCCUCACGAGCACGCAAGUCGCCCCCACCACCACCACCAGCUCUUCCUCCUCCACCUCUCGCAGGGAUUGUUCCGACAACUGAGGGGCAGAAGCGGGCCACCGACUGAGGAUUGGAAGUGUGGUUGCUUCGGGGGUCUUUGCGUGCUCGUCAACAUGCUGAAGACCCGGCAGUGUUUACUUGGCAUCCGCAUGUUUCUCGGCGUAACGUCGCGAAUAUGGGGCUUCAUCAUGUACAUCCUCAGGAAGCACCUACGGACGAUAAUCCAGUAUCAGACGGUGCGAUACGACACGUUGCCUCUGUCGCCUAUCUCCAGAAACAGACUCAAUGCAGUAAAGAGGAAGAUUCUGGUUCUGGACCUGGACGAGACGCUGAUCCACUCUCACCAUGACGGCGUCCUCAGACCCACAGUGAGGCCUGGCACGCCGCCAGACUUCAUCCUCAAAGUCGUCAUCGACAAGCAUCCAGUCAGAUUCUUCGUGCACAAAAGGCCGCAUGUUGACUUCUUUUUAGAAGUGGUGAGCCAGUGGUAUGAGCUGGUGGUUUUCACAGCCAGUAUGGAGAUCUAUGGCUCCGCAGUGGCCGAUAAGCUGGAUAAUAAUAGGAACAUCCUGAAACGCAGAUACUACCGGCAGCAUUGUACAUUGGAUCUAGGUAGUUAUAUUAAAGACCUGUCUGUAGUACACGAUGACCUGUCCAGUAUUGUCAUCCUGGACAACUCGCCUGGUGCUUAUCGUAGCCAUCCAGACAAUGCAAUACCCAUCAAGUCCUGGUUCAGCGACCCUAGUGACACAGCACUUCUUAACUUGCUGCCUAUGCUGGAUGCACUAAGGUUCACUGCUGAUGUUCGCUCCGUCCUUAGUCGAAACCUCCACCAGCAUCGACUGUGGUGAUUGACUGAAUCAAGAGGGGCGGGGCUUGUUGACCAGCCUCUUCCUCUCUGCCGCUUCCACCCUGCCCUCCGUUCCCACGCAGGCGACCCACCAGCCCUCUCUGAGCCUCUCAGACGUGUCCUGAGGAGAUGAGGGUUUGGGUGACCGCCUGACACGGGAUGAAAUGUACGGGAUCACCAGAGCCCAGAAACUACUGAGGGUGGGGGGGGGGGCAGCUUGUCUGUCUCUUUUUCUUCUUUUUGAUUCUUUAUUUGUAUUUUUCUUCUCCCCCCCCCCCCCCCCCCAAAAAAAACAAAACGGAGCCUCUCUGCCUUAUUGCUCCUGAUACUGACUAUUCGUAUUGGAGGUGAGCUUGUCUACGAGAGUCGGAGUUUGCUUGCUGAAUACGUUAACCCUUUUUAAACUUUUUUGAGAAUCAGGAGGGAGGGGGAGAGGGGGAACAACAAAGACAAUUCUACAUUAUUAUUUUUCUUUCUUCUCCAUCAUCAUCAGUCGUUGCACUUAAGCAGACAAUUUAUCAAUUUACUGUCUUAACCUCAGUGCAACCGAGCCAGGGAAACAGAAAACAACCGCCCCCCCCCCCCCUUUUCUUUUCUUUUUUAGAUCAACCUCACCCUUGGACGAUAAAUAAUUGAUUCCUGAGGUACGUUUAUUCUCCCUAACCAAGAAUGGAUCAACUUACAUGGUGAAAUCGAUGGACUUUUGCUUGCAACAUACCAUCCACAGGCAUUUUUCUGGACAAAUAGCCGAGCAGCCUGAGAUUCUUUUUGUUUUUCAGCCAUAACGUCACCGGUUUCCACAAAGCUCCAGGUGGAACUCUGAAAAAGACUUUACUGAAAAUGAGAGGGAAAAAAAGACUGGCUUGAAACGAUAUGUGGACUGCCGUGCCGCCUUUCCAUAUCUGAUUUUCUCUAUUAUGAUAUGUGAUAAUAUGACUUCUGCAAACCACAACAUUUCAUUCUCCCCCUUUCGCAAUCGGACGCCAUCCUGAUUUCAUUGAAUAGGAAUUGCACUUACAUUUUUUUUUUGUCCCCCUUCUUUUUUUUUUUUUGCAGUUGGUUUUGUAUUUGAUUCAAAUUUGCAGCCUUCCUCGUUCAGUUUCCACCCGCUCGGCUUCCUGUAUGGAUUCAACUAUUAGACCUUCUGUCUUUAAAUGCCUUCUGAACAAUGUCUUGUUGUCAAGGCUCACAACGGCUUCUUAUUGGCUCUGUCUCCAGGUCUGUUACUAAUAAAACACUUGUCAGUAUCGGCC